Molecule: messenger RNA, 475 nt
Organism: Cylicocyclus nassatus
Lineage: Eukaryota; Metazoa; Nematoda; Chromadorea; Rhabditida; Strongylidae
Source: the annotation of a GenBank genome assembly
AUGUUAGCACGCAGCGUGCUCAGCCUAACUCUUGGUGGGAUUUUGCUUUUGUCCAUCAUUGCAAACAGGUCUUCUGCCGUCACCACCAACCGUCCACAACCGUCCAAUGGAAACCUAAAAUCUAUUCGAUAUACAAAAACAUGCCCCAAAAACCUCUACAAUUGCGGUGUAUUGAAUGGCCGAAACUGCCAUAGGGCUUCCGAUGCAGUCUAUUACGCCUCGACCUCGAUGGCUGAUGCUUUUGCAAACUGCCCUUAUACGCAUUUCGCAAAAAUUACGUUCAAAGACGGAAAAGGCGAUAUAGACAUAAUAUGGCAUGAAGCUUAUUUUUGGUGCAAAAAUAACGGAUGGGAAUACUGUAAAGAUGGAUGGUGUCGUCCAGUUCGUCACUUCGCUUGCUAUAAGAAGGCGUAAUGAUUGGUUUCGAUCAGUGCAAGUUCUAUUCGUAUAUUCCAAUAAAUCUGCUGACAUAUGC